This is a messenger RNA of Sparassis crispa, 3216 nucleotides long. Its product is annotated as FACT complex subunit SPT16. Bases 1 to 3216 code for a protein of 1071 amino acids. Gene Ontology annotation, cellular component: FACT complex. The transcript is spliced from 18 exons. The record is from RefSeq and is a predicted model, not a curated record. Lineage: Eukaryota; Fungi; Basidiomycota; Agaricomycetes; Polyporales; Sparassidaceae. Gene Ontology annotation, molecular function: nucleosome binding. Gene Ontology annotation, biological process: transcription elongation by RNA polymerase II; positive regulation of transcription elongation by RNA polymerase II.
AUGCAGCACGUUCAGCUGAACGCCCCUCUCUUCAACAAGCGUCUGGAACACAUUUUGUCUUCAUGGAACAGCGCGAGCACCGACAGCGACUACGGCGCAAUUGCUGAUGUAGGUGCAUUGUUCCUAUCCGCGGGUGAUCCUGCUGGCGAGGACGAGCCCAUUCGCAAAGGAACCGCUUUCCAGACAUGGCUGCUUGGUUAUGAAUUUCCUUCUACAUUCCUGCUCUUCGAAAAAAGUUGUUUGACCAUUCUAUGUUCCGCGACCAAAGCAAAGUUCCUAUCACAGUUGAAGAACGCGGGGGCACCGGUACCAAUUGAAAUUCUGGUGCAAGCGAAGGUGAAGGACCCGCCUACAGAUGCAUUGCCUAAGUUUCUUGCUGCGUAUACAGCUCAUGGUCGGGUUGGAUCUCUCACGAAGGAGUCUCACUCAGGCAAAUUGGUGGAUGAGUGGAAUAAGGUCUUGGCUAAUGCCGCAACCAAGCCGGUGGAUGUCGAUAUGUCAUCGUCGCUCUCUUCAUUCAUGGCAGUGAAAGAUAGCGACGAACUUAAAUGCAUACGAACUGCCGCAAAUCUUACCUCAACGCUACUUGCUCACCAUGUUGUGAUAAAGCUGGAAACGAUAUUGGACAGGGAGGCGAAAAUCACACACGAAGCUUUUGCAGGUCAGAUCGAGUCACGGUUAGGGUAUGGAGAGGGUGACAACGCCAAGGGGCCGGAUAUGAAGGUCUGGAACAAAGGACGAGGUCUCACAGAUGUUGACUGGGGUUCAACGGAGUUCUGCUACACUCCGAUCAUCCAGUCACAGGCUACAAGUACAGGAUACGAUUUGAGUCCCGCUGCGGAAUCGUCUGCCGAUGAUAUAGCUCACAAAGGUGUCUUCCUUGUCGCAGUAGGCAUGCGAUACAAGGGGUAUUGCGCCAACCUGGGGAGAAGUUUCAUCGUAGAUCCUUCCAAGGAGCAAGAAGCAAUCUACUCACUCCUUUUGUCUAUGCAGAAUGAGAUUCUACCCCGACUGAAGGAUGGCGUAGUUGCACGGGAUGUCUAUCAACAAGCUUUGGCGUAUGUCAGAGAUAAGAAGCCUGAGCUCGAGAAGCACUUCGUCAAGAACAUCGGCCAUGGUAUGGGCAUGGAGUUCCGUGACUCCUCCUAUCUGCUUUCCCCAAAGAAUGGACGGACGCUGCGCCCGGGCAUGGUCUUCAACCUCGUGCUUGGUUUUCAGGACUUGCAGGAGGGAGCGAAGAAAUAUGCACUUCAACUCGUCGACACUGUACAGGUUAACAAGGAUCAUGCCAUUUGCCUGACGUCGGGUGUGAAGUCCAUCAAAGACACCAUGUUCUUCCUGAACCAGGAUCUGAACGGUGACUCUAAGCAGUCAGCACCUGCCAAGAAGCCUCCGGUGAACAAGAACGGUGUUAAUGGGGGUUCGCCCAUGAAGAACAAGAUGGCAGGUGGCAAGGUGCUGCGGAACAAAACGCGCAGUGCUGCCCAUGAAGAGCACAUCCAAUCGACAGCUGCCAAGAUUGCCGAACAUCAGAGGGAACUUCAUGCAAGACUGGAGACGGAGGGAUUGGCGAAGUAUGCGGAAGGAGCAGGAGGUAUCGGAGGCAAAGAAGGCAAAGGGUGGAAACGUUUCCAGAGUUACAAGGGGGAAGCCGCUUUGCCGAAGGAGGCUGAAAGUCUACGUAUCUACGUGGACAGGAAGUCGCAGACAAUCGUCCUGCCCAUCCACGGUUUCGCCGUUCCGUUUCAUAUUAACACCAUCAAGAAUGUGAGCAAGAACGAUGAGGGUGAGUUCACAUACCUGCGAGUCAACUUCCAGACGCCGGGUCAGCUCGCGGGCAAAAAGGAAGACACGCCUUUUGAAGAUCCGGACGCCACUUUCAUCCGUUCCAUCACGUAUCGCUCUCCAGACGGUCACCGAUUCGACUCUAUCUCCAAGCAGAUCACGGAUCUCAAGAAGGAGGUCAACAAGCGCGAACAGCAAAAGAAGGAGAUGGCCGAUGUCAUCGAGCAGGACACACUCAUUGAGGUGAAGGGUCGCAGACCGAUCAAACUUCCCGAGGUGUUUGUCCGGCCUGCUCUAGAUGGAAAACGGCUGCCAGGAGAGGUCGAGAUACACCAAAAUGGCUUGAGAUAUCACUCCCCCAUGGGAUCACAGAAGAUUGAUAUUCUUUUCAGUAACGUCAAGCAUCUGUUCUUCCAGCCUUGCGAACACGAGCUCUUGGUGAUUAUUCAUAUCCAUCUCAAGGCCCCAAUUAUCAUCGGCAAAAAGAAGGCACAUGAUGUGCAGUUCUACCGUGAAGCGUCAGACGUUCAAUUCGACGAGACUGGCAACCGCAAACGGAAGUACCGCUAUGGAGAUGAGGAUGAGUUGGAGCUAGAGCAGCAAGAGAGAAAGCGUCGGCAAAUGUUGAACAAGGAAUUCAGGCUUUUCUCUGAGAAGAUCGCCGAGGCUUCAACGGCGUCUACUGGUGACACGCUUGAGCCUGAUAUUCCCUUCAGGGAGCUUUCAUUCGAAGGUGUUCCUUUCCGAACUAACGUCCGGCUUCAGCCCACGACUGAAUGUCUUGUCUAUCUAUCUGAUCCCCCCUUCUUGGUGGUCACCUUGGCUGACAUCGAGAUCGCCUCGUUGGAACGUGUCCAGUUCGGACUGAAGCAGUUUGAUAUGGUCCUGAUUUUCAAAGAUUUCGCAAAGACACCACUCCAUAUCAACUCCAUCCCCAGCGCCCAAUUGGAUGAUGUGAAGAAUUGGCUGGACUCCGUAGAUAUCCCUUUGAGUGAAGGACCCGUCAAUCUGAACUGGGGACCAAUCAUGAAGACCAUCAACGAAGAUCCGUAUGAGUUUUUCCAACAGGGUGGUUGGUCGUUCCUCGGUGGUUCUGCGGGAGGUGAAGAGAGUGCUGGAGAAGACGAUACGGGCUCUGAAUCAAACUUCGAAGCGGAUGCCGAUGAAAUGGAAAUUUCAGAGAGCAGCGAGGAUGAGAGCGAUUACUACGAUGGUGCUGAUGCAAGUGACGAUGAAGGCAGUGGGUCAGACUUCGGGUCGGAAGAGAGCGAGGGUGACGAUUGGGAUGAACUCGAAAGAAGGGCUGCGAAAGCUGACAAAAAGCGGGUCGAGACCGGGAAUGCGCACGAUUCUGACGACUCCGAUAGACCGAAGCAGAAAGGGAACUCGAAGAAUAAGACGAAGGACAAAGCUAAGACCAAGAAGCGGUGA